Molecule: messenger RNA, 1299 nt
Organism: Glarea lozoyensis ATCC 20868
Lineage: Eukaryota; Fungi; Ascomycota; Leotiomycetes; Helotiales; Helotiaceae
Product: FAD/NAD(P)-binding protein
Exons: 2
Coding region: 1-1299 (432 amino acids)
Biological process (GO): secondary metabolite biosynthetic process
Molecular function (GO): FAD binding
Source: RefSeq, a predicted model, not a curated record
AUGGAAUCCACCACUCCACCACCUAUCCGCAUAGCGAUCAUCGGUGCGGGAAUCGCAGGCUUGACAUUGGCAAAUGCACUCAAAACCAAGAAUCCAUCUAUAAACCUCACCAUCUACGAGUCUCGUCUUCGAUUCUCGGAAAUUUCAGCCGCUGUUGCGUUUGGUCCUAAUGCCGUACGUGCUUUAUCUCUCAUAUCACCGGAAUUAGCGGAUGCGUAUCAUAGUGUUGCGGUCCCUAAUCUGGCGGGGGAUCGGGAUCUAUGGUAUACGAUUCGUGACGGGAUGAGUGGGAAGGUCCUUAGGAAGGUGGAGAUGAGGGGGGGCUUCGAAUAUGGUAGUGCGUCUAGGUCGAAGUUUCUGGCGAGGUUGGUGGAGAUGUUGCCUGGUGAUGUUGAGGUGCAGUUUGGGAAGAGAAUUGUGGAUGUUGAGGAGUUGGAGGGGGAGGGUAUGAGGAUGAGGUUUGAGGAUGGAAGUGAGGCAUGGGCGGAUGCGGUGGUGGGUUGUGAUGGUAUUCGGUCUAGGAGUCGACGGUUACUGCUUGGAGAUGAUGAUUUAGGUGCGGAUGCCGUGUACAGUGGAAAGUAUGCGUAUCGGAAAGUCUUGUCUAUGAAGACUGCGAUCGCUGCUGUCGGAGAAGGGUUGUUGAAUCGACAGAUGUUUGUUGGGAAAAGUGGUCACGUUUUGACGCAUCCGAUCAACAAUGGAAAUGCACUGAAUGUUGUUGCCUUUCGAGAUGCGGAUGGUGUUCCUUGGAAGCAGAGACAGUGGGUCGUUCCGAGCUCAAAGGAAGCUGUCUUGAAAGAUUUCGAUGGUUGGGGUGGUGAUGUGGUUAAGAUACUACAGUUGGUUGAAGAUCCCGAGAAAUGGGGCUUGUUUGAUACAACACCCGCGAGGACAUACAACAAGGGCAAUUUCUGUAUUCUUGGAGAUGCAGCUCAUGCUUCAACACCUCACUUGGACGCAGGUGCAGGCUUUGCUGUUGAAGAUGUUUAUAUCCUGUCUAGUCUGUUGACGGAAAAGUUGGUCGCAUCGGCCUCUGAUCUCAAGCAUGCAUUUUCGGCAUGGAGUCAAAUAAGACGUCCAAGAUGCGAAGAGUUGAUUAAUAGAUCCAGAAGACAGGGGAUACUGCUUGAGUUGACAAAGGAAGAAGGUUUCGAGUCUGGUGAGGAGGAGCUGUUGGAUGAUCUGGAACACAACCAGGAGUGGGUGUGGGAUGUUGAUCUUGAGAAGAUGCUAGAGCAGAGUAUCUCGAUGUUGGACAUUUCUAAAGAGGAUGACGCAUAUCCACCAGUCUUCUGA